Sphaerulina musiva SO2202 is the source of this 1223-nucleotide messenger RNA. RefSeq lists its product as uncharacterized. The record is from RefSeq and is a predicted model, not a curated record. The transcript has a single exon. The coding region runs from base 110 to 946 and encodes 278 amino acids. Lineage: Eukaryota; Fungi; Ascomycota; Dothideomycetes; Mycosphaerellales; Mycosphaerellaceae.
CAUACCUGGACUUCGAUCGCCUCACCAAAUCCUCUUCUGGACUGACCACCUCUCAACUACCACCUGAUCGAAAGAAGAAAAAAAAGGAGUGAACACACUCAACACAAACAUGUUAUUCGACGAGAACUUCACCUUUGAACCUCCCCGAUCACCUUCAUCGGGCUCGGAUACCACCACCACCACCACAUCAUCCUUCACCACGCGAGACACCUCUCGAGCCGUUUCGCCUUGCACAUCAUCAUCAUCAGCAGGAUCGGCAGCCUCUCCUGUCCCACGCUUCUCAGUCACCGACCUAGCUGUCGAUUUCGCCAGCUCGAGACUCCGACACGAGGCACAAAUCUGUUACGAUUCCUGCGAAGCCUACGCCAACAUGGACGAUGAUGAUGCGAGUUGGGAAAUUCCUGGCAGUGACGACAGCAACGACAGUAGCAGCAUGACAGAAACACUUUCGAGACCGAGAACCCUCCCGCCGCCGCCGGUGCUACAACGAUCUUAUUCUCCUUCGAGAAGAAUGGCAAGACAGUUGAAUACACGCUUGUUAUGUUCGACUUCCCAUGCUAAAGAUAUUGCUGCGCUGGUGGGGCAAAUGGUGGAGAGGAAAGAGCAUUGUAAUGUAGUGAUGAUGAGGAGCGACUCGAGAAUGCAGAGAUGCGAUACCAACAUGAACAUGAGCAACAAUAAUGAAGACGAAGGCUACGAUAGCGGAACUGGAGGAAGUACCACCACUCGUCUCUCCUCUCGACGCUCUUCUUCCAUAUUCGCCGUCCAACAACAACAACAGCAACGUCCCCGACUCGUCGAUUACAGACGUAUGUCGGAUUUGAAAUUGGCAGCCGGCGGAGGAUGUGGAGGAGGAGGAGGAGGAGCACGAGUCUGUAAAACCAUCCGACAGAAGAAAAGUAUCAAAUGUAUACGGGUACGGAGUGGUGGGGAGACGGUACAGUGAACGUGUCUCUUUUUUUUUGUCGAGGCAUUUUUGCCGUGUCUUGUUGCGUGUGUAGCGUACGUGUUGAAUGAAUUUAGCGAAGGCGCUGGGGGAUGGAGAAACACAGUUACCUUGGUGACGGAGACUCGAGGAAUUGGAAUUGGGAUGAGAGGGUAGACCUUUUGGUUUGCGAAGGAUCCAUGAGAGAGAGAGAGCAUCAGAGAGAAUGAAGCUACCUCGUUGGGUCGACAGCACGAGACAAAAGUUGUAAGGUAGCAACCAACGAUAGAGAUAUUCG